Molecule: messenger RNA, 1077 nt
Organism: Aspergillus puulaauensis
Lineage: Eukaryota; Fungi; Ascomycota; Eurotiomycetes; Eurotiales; Aspergillaceae
Product: zinc-binding alcohol dehydrogenase family protein
Exons: 2
Coding region: 1-1077 (358 amino acids)
Molecular function (GO): oxidoreductase activity, acting on NAD(P)H
Source: RefSeq, a predicted model, not a curated record
AUGGGCCUACAGCACACAACCCCAGCAACGCAAACCGCCAUCAUCGCCGGCCCCAACGGCGAGUUUCAAGUCUCGCACGAUGUCCCCGUCACCCCCCUCGCAGACGACGAAAUCAUCAUGAAGACCGAAGCCGUCGGCCUCAACCCCGUCGACACCAAGCUCGCCGGCCCCUUCAUCACGCCCGGCGCAAUCUUCGGCUUCGACUGCGCGGGCGUGAUCGUGGCCGUCGGACCCAAGGUCGACAACGGCCUGGCCAUCGGCGACCGCGUGUGCGGGAGUGCUCGAGGCAUGAACCCCGAUAAACCACUGGGAGGGGCCUUUGCAGAGUACGUGAUGCUGCCGGCGGAUUUGACCCUGCGCAUCCCGCCGGCCAUGUCGUUUGCCGAGGCGGCGUCGCUGGGCACUGCGCUGGUGUCGGCUUGUAUGGCGCUCUUCUGGACGAUGAAGAUUCCGGCCAGUCUGCAGGAACCGGCGCAGAAGCCAUUCGCUGUUCUUGUUUAUGGAGGGAGUACCGCGACUGGGACUAUGCUGCUGCAGGUGUUGAAGAUAUGCGGCGUCCAAACCAUAACAACCUGCUCGCCCAAGAACUUCGACCUCGUGCGCUCCUACGGCGCCGACCAAGUCUUCGACUACAGCUCGCCCACCUGCGCAUCCGAAAUCCGGUCCUGCACGCGCAACAACCUCAAAUACGCCGUCGACUGCAUCGCCAGCGACGCCACGCUCAAGAUCUGCUACAGCGCGAUCGGGCGCGCGGGCGGGCAGUAUAUCGCGCUGAACCCGUUCCCCGAGCACCUGGCCACAGAGCGCAAGGUGGUCAAGCCCGACUGGAUCCUGGCGACGCUGAUUACGGGCGAGGGCUCGAAGUGGCCGGAGCCGUAUAAUCGGGAGCCGGAUUUGGAGAUACGGAAGCUGGCGAAGCCGGCGUAUGGGGCUGUGCAGAGGUUGAUGGAUGAGGGGAGGUUGAGGGCGCAUCCGUUGAGGGUGGACGGUGGGGGGUUUGAGGCGGUGUUGGAGGGAGUGGAGGAGUUGCGGAGGGGAGAUAUUAGUGGUCAGAAACUGGUGUAUUGUUUGAAUUAG